AUGAGUUCCAGAUCACAAGCAGCAUCCCUGGAAGAUCCAAGUUCGCCUGCAGCAUCCCCAGAAAAUGACAAUCCGACUGCUGCAUCUCUGGAAAAUUUAAGUCUGUCUCCAGCAUCCCCGAUAAAUCUUAGCUCACCUGCAACAUCUACAGACAAUUUAAGUCCAACUGCAGCAUCACCGGAAUAUCUAAAUCCGCCAGCAGUAUCUCCAGAAAAUCCAAGUCCCUCUACUUCUGAACUACAAGGAAGAUUUCAACAUCUAUCAUCCUCAAAAUCCGACCCGUUUGAGGAUUAUGAAGAGUCCUAUAGGCCUUGUGAUCAGGAUGUGAUAAAAAAAUGCUCUUUCUGA
Diabrotica balteata is the source of this 348-nucleotide messenger RNA. The record is from the annotation of a GenBank genome assembly. Lineage: Eukaryota; Metazoa; Arthropoda; Insecta; Coleoptera; Chrysomelidae.